CAGGGCUGUAAAGAACAAAGGUUUGACUUUCAGUUUCGUUUCUUCUCCGCCCUGAGACUUUCCAACAGAAGAGCUUGCACGAUUAAGAAGAAUGGCUGGUGUCAAAUCUAGAUUAACACAAGAUGAAGUAAAGCAACUGCAACAUCUGUUGGGGAGCAGACAAUUCUCUCUUCUCUAUAAAGCAAGCGUCCAUGGUUACAAUGCUGCUAUAUUUCAUGCCAAGUGUGAUGCACAAGGACCAACUGUAGCAGUAGGAUAUAAUGGAAGUGGUUAUAUUUUUGGAGGCUUUACAUGUCAGAGCUAUGUUUCAUCUGGAGGGUACAUAAAUGAUGAGAAGGCUUUUCUCUUUAGAUUAAAAGGCAAAGAGGGUGUGCUCAGCCCACUAAAAAUUCCUGUUAAAACUGCAUCAGGUGCUAUAUAUGACUAUAGUUCCGUUGGCCCUAAUUUUGGAGGUGGAGCACUGCAGUUGUUGAACCAAAAUGCUGCAGCAGCAGCAGCAAGUUCUAACAACAACUACACAUACAAUGUUGCUGAUCUGCUUGGAAAUGAUCUAGGCCUUAUAGAAUGUGAGGUGUAUCGAGUUGAAGAUAUUAGCAGUUUCCUGGAAUCUCCAUGGAGAAAGAUUACAUGGACAACUGAGGAAAGAGGGAAAAUAAUGGAGGAAAUCAGAUCUUACAAACCUUAUUUAAAUUCAGUGCCACAGAUUCGGAUUUUGAUUCUUGGUCCAAUUGGAGCUGGGAAGUCCAGUUUUUUCAACUCUGUGAAUUCUGUUUUCCGAGGUUAUGUGACAAGCCAAGCCAUAGCAGGAUCUGAUAAUAUUAGCGUGACAACACAGUACAGGUCUUACCCAGUUAAAGAUGGAAGAGAUGGCAAGCCUCUGCCUAUUAUCUUCUGUGACACAAUGGGAAUAGAAGAAAAAUCAGGAGUGGGUCUGGAAAUUGAUGAAGUGUCCAACAUAAUAAAAGGCCAUGUUCCUGAUAGGUACCAGUUUAAUCCAGCAGCCACCCUUCGUCCAGAUUCUCCAGGCUAUGUCAAGACCCCUUCUCUGAAGGAUCAGAUUCAUUGUGUUGCAUUUGUUAUUGAUGGGUGCAAAAUUGAGAUUCUCCCUGAGAAACUGGAAGAGAAGCUGAAACAGCUUCGAAGAAAAGUGAACCAGUUUGGGAUCCCACAACUGGUUUUGCUAACUAAAGUGGAUGAAAUUUGCCCUGCUAUUGAAGAAGAUGUCCAGUGUGUGUACAAAAGCAAAGCUGUUGAGAAACAGAUGCGGAUAACUGCAGAGAAACUUGGAAUCCCUCUUGCUCAGAUUGUACCUGUUAAAAACUACUGCUCCGAGUUGGAUCUUUCGUGCGAUGUUGACAUCCUGUUACUGUCUGCAGUGAGGCAGCUUAUACGUUUAGCAGAAAGCUACCUUGACAAUUUCCCUUUUGAGAAGCCAAAGAAAGAGCCCUAACCUGAUGUUUACCUGUGACGCUGGAUAUUUUAUGUGCUGACACCAGAAGCCAAAUUUGUUGCUGCCCUAAACAGAUGCAACUCCAUUGACUUCAGUGGAGUUGCACUUGCUUAUGCCCGUGGUGAAUUUGGCUCAACGGUUCUAUAUCUUGUUACUGCCUACGUAAGAUUAAUGGUAUUUUUGCAUGCAUCAAGGGGAGAAUAGAUUCUCUAGCUUUCAAGGUCGGAUCCCUUUAUUAAACAUUCCACAUUCUUACUCUUCUCCAUUUAAAAAGAAAUUGAAACAAUAGUUGUAAAACUACUUUUGUUAGAUUAAUUGGAAAAAUAAAUUACUCUAAGCACUUUUUCAAUCACUUU
Malaclemys terrapin pileata is the source of this 1806-nucleotide messenger RNA. RefSeq names its product interferon-induced protein 44-like. The coding region runs from base 92 to 1450 and encodes 452 amino acids. The record is from RefSeq and is a predicted model, not a curated record. The transcript is spliced from 8 exons. Lineage: Eukaryota; Metazoa; Chordata; Testudines; Emydidae.